This is a messenger RNA of Anopheles marshallii, 513 nucleotides long. Its product is annotated as C-type lectin 37Db-like. Gene Ontology annotation, biological process: biological process involved in interspecies interaction between organisms. The record is from RefSeq and is a predicted model, not a curated record. Lineage: Eukaryota; Metazoa; Arthropoda; Insecta; Diptera; Culicidae. The transcript is spliced from 2 exons. Bases 1 to 513 code for a protein of 170 amino acids. Gene Ontology annotation, cellular component: external side of plasma membrane. Gene Ontology annotation, molecular function: carbohydrate binding.
AUGGCGAAACUACAAAUAGUGUUCUUGCUUGUUCUGCUAACGGUACUGAAGCUAUCGGCCCAGGAAAGUGACAUCACGUUCGGGGUUUUCCGCCAGAAGGAAUACUACUUCAGCAACUCCUUCAAGCUGAAUUGGUUCAAGGCGGUAGAGUACUGUCGUUUGCGAGGAAUGUUCCUGCUGUCGGUAAGGAACCCCGAAGAGCGGGAAGCUGUUAUCGAGUAUCUGACCAGCACGGGUUACCCAAAAACGCAUAGCAGCUUUAUUUUUUGGACAUCUGGAAACGACCUGGGUGAGGAGGGAGAAUUCCACUGGGCAUCGACUGGAGAACGGUUUAACUACCUGAAUUGGAGACAAAACGAACCGAGCGGCAUGAGCGGCGGUGAGGAUUCCAGAAAAGAGGACUGUUGCCACGUAGAGUACUGGUCGGGACAUGGUGCAAACUAUAACUACACAUUCAAUGAUCGAUCAUGUGAUCACAAAUUAUUGUUCCUCUGUGAAACACUUCCGGCAUGA